This is a messenger RNA of Myodes glareolus (Bank vole), 2490 nucleotides long. Lineage: Eukaryota; Metazoa; Chordata; Mammalia; Rodentia; Cricetidae. The record is from RefSeq and is a predicted model, not a curated record.
CUGGUCUCCAUCUCCCAGCAGUAGGCGCAGCCAUGAAUCCGUUAUUCGGUCCUAAUCUCUUCCUCCUACAGCAGGAGCAGCAGGGCUUGCCCGGGCCGCUGGGGGACCCCCUGGGAGGUGACCACUUUGCCGGGGGAGGGGACCUGCCCCCGCCUCCGCUUGCCUCGGCGGGUCCCGCUGCCUAUUCGCCUCCCGGGCCUGGUCCGGCGCCCCCUGCAGCCAUGGCUCUCCGCAACGACCUGGGCUCCAACAUCAAUGUACUCAAGACCCUGAACCUCCGAUUUCGCUGCUUCCUAGCCAAGGUGCACGAGUUAGAGCGCCGGAACCGGCUGCUGGAGAAGCAGCUGCAGCAGGCUCUGGAGGAGGGUAAGCAGGGCCGGCGGGGCCUGUCCCGCCGCGACCAGGCGGUACAGACCGGCUUCAUCAGCCCGAUCCGGCCCCUGGGGCUGCCCCUGAGCUCCCGGCCCGCCGCUGUGUGUGCCCCGUCAGCGCGGGUGCUGGGCUCCCCCGCCCGCUCGCCAGCCGGACCCCUCGCAUCCUCUGCGACCUGCCACUCAUCAUCCUCCACCUCCACUUCUACCUCCACCUCCUUCUCCUCAUCGACCCGUUUCAUGCCCGGCACCAUCUGGUCCUUCUCACACGCCCGCCGGCUUGGACCGGGACUGGAACCCACGCUGGUCCAAGGACCUGGCCUGUCGUGGGUACACCCUGACGGGGUGGGCGUUCAGAUCGACACCAUCACCCCUGAGAUACGCGCACUGUACAACGUGCUGGCCAAGGUGAAGCGGGAGCGGGACGAGUACAAGCGGAGGUGGGAAGAGGAGUACACAGUGCGGAUCCAGCUGCAAGAGCGAGUGAACGAGCUCCAGGAGGAGGCCCAAGAGGCCGAUGCCUGCCAAGAGGAGCUGGCCAUGAAGGUGGAGCAGCUGAAAGCCGAGCUGGUGGUCUUCAAGGGCCUCAUGAGUAACAACCUGACAGAGCUGGACACCAAGAUCCAGGAAAAGGCCAUGAAAGUCGACAUGGACAUCUGUCGCCGCAUCGACAUCACAGCCAAGCUGUGUGACUUGGCUCAGCAGCGCAACUGCGAGGAUAUGAUCCAGAUGUUCCAGAAGAAGCUGUCUCUACACUUGUCUCCCAUUAAGGUCCCGUCCAUGGGGGGGCGGAAGCGGGAGCGCAAGGCCGCUGUGGAGGAGGACACCUCCCUGUCGGAGAGUGAUGGGCCCCCCCGCCAGCCUGAGGGGGACGAGGAGGAGAGCACAGCCCUCAGCAUCAACGAGGAGAUGCAGCGCAUGCUCAGCCAGCUGAGGGAGUAUGAUUUUGAGGACGACUGUGACAGCCUGACUUGGGAGGAGACUGAGGAGACCUUGCUGCUUUGGGAGGAUUUCUCAGGCUAUGCCAUGGCAGCCACAGAGGCCCAGGGAGAGCAGCAGGAGGACAGUCUGGAGAAGGUGAUCAAAGAUACUGAAUCCCUGUUCAAAACCCGGGAGAAGGAGUAUCAAGAGACCAUUGACCAGAUAGAGCUGGAGCUGGCCACAGCCAAAAACGACAUGAACCGGCACCUGCACGAGUACAUGGAGAUGUGCAGCAUGAAGCGGGGCCUGGACGUGCAGAUGGAGACCUGCCGCCGGCUCAUCACACAGUCAGGGGACCGAAAGUCUCCUGCUUUCACUGCGGUCCCGGUUAGCGACCCGCCGCCACCGCCAAGCGAAACUGAGGACUCCGAUCGCGAUGUCUCAUCUGAUAGCUCCAUGAGAUAGGGGCCAGUGCCUGGCUCUCCAGAGCUCACUGAGGCAGGGGUGGGGGUGUGCAGAGGACUGUCUUGUGCCACUGCAUGAAGCCUGGCCCUGAGCUGUCUCCUCCCCAGGGUUCCUGGGGUAUCUGGAGCUAGGCUUGACCCCACCCUUCCUGGACAACUCUCAUCAUUCGGGACACUCCUGCCUUCACUUGUGGCUGUUUGCUACUUCUCCAUCUUUGAAAUGCUGCCAGAACACUUGUGAUCCUCCCUUCCCCAUUUUGUAAGGAAUGCAAUUCUGGGACCUGCCUGUUCUGGGGUAUCUUGGACUUUGGUACUGGUGCUAACUGGCCCAGGCACUUUUGUGGAGCAGGUUCAUUUGGGAGUUGCUGAGGGUUCACGCAUCCCAUACAUAGGGAGGCUUUACUUCCUAGUAAGGCCUCAGAGGGAGGCAGGGCACCUGGCCUUGGAAAGUGGCUGUGUAGCUUCUCCUUUGGGAAUUCAACUCUUGCCUGAGCUGAGGGGGGUCCCGAAGGCAGACUCUGCUCAGAGGCAAAGGUGAAGCUGCGGCCUGCACACAGGCAUGGGCUGUGCUCAAGGCCUUCUCUCCAGGGACCAGCUGAGGGAGGGCCUCACAAAACCAACAGGUUAAGAUGUUCUUGACCUUGGAAAGCAGAGGACAGUUAGGAUGUCUCAGGAGAGGCCGUGCCGAGCUGACAUUGAAGUGGAAUCUUUAAAUAAUGAAGGAUAUUUAUUGA